ACUUCCGGUUCCAAACUUCCGGCCGCCGUAACUCUGCACUUGAAAAACGAGCGAAAGGAGCGUGUGACGGAGAAGUCCAGUACCUGCGUCCAGUGUGACGGUCCAGUUUAAGAUUUAAUCAAAGCGGGACUCUUUGGAUUUUCGGACGCUAUUUUUUUUGUUUGUUUCCAGGUUUCUCAAGCAAAGCUAACUGACAGCCAGACUACAUCUGGCAGGGCGUUUUAAGGAGUUUUUGAGCGGCAUUACAGGGGUGUGAGAGGGAAUGGCAGCUCCGCGGCCCAUUAAAGGCAUUUUAAAAAAUAAAGCCAUCACCAAACCGUGUCCUGAAGUUCCACUUGAGAGCACUGAGCCGACAGGGUCCGGCUUCACCGACGAUGAUCAACAGAAGAAGUCACAGAAAUGGGACGAGAUGAACAUCCUGGCCACGUAUCACCCAGCUGAUAAAGAUUACGGUCUAAUGAAAAUCGAUGAACCAAGUACACCAUAUAACCGGAUGGUAGGUGAAGAUGAUGAUGAUGAAGUGCACAGCGAUUCAGAAGGUAACGCUGCCCUCACUGUGGACGACCUUGCCAAGAAACUGGCAGCAGCUGAAGGUUCAGGCCCUCGUUGUAUGAAGGAGGAAGAGGAGGAGAGCAGUGAGGAGGAAGAGCAGCUCAGUCCGGAGGAACUAGCCAAAAAGAAGCAGUUUGAGCGGAUGAGGAAGAUGCACUAUAAUGAAGGACUUAACAUUAAACUGGCCAGACAGCUGAUCGCCAGAGAGCUUGAGGAGGAGGAGGAGGAUGAAGAGGAGGAUGAGGAGAUGAAGGAUGACACGGAGACAGAAGACAUUAAUGUAGAUCCUCCUCAAGAUGCAGAUUCACUGGAGUCAUAGGCAAGGACAUAGUGCUUUGGGAAGAGUCUCAGAGGCUGUGAUUGAGGACACGCUGCUCCCUGAUGUUCCUUUUGUAUUCAACACGCAAUGCAAUGCAAAACCACACCGACCCGCCGGCUGCUCCGUCUGUUGCCAAGAGUGUGUCGUGUUACUUUUGUCUUGCAAGAAACAAAGGCCUAAAGACUGUUAUCAGAGAGGCAAAGUCAUCAGCGAUAACCAAGCCACUGCUUUCACUUUUUUUUCCGUUGUUUUAAAAUUUAACCUGCAGCUACAAUACUGCAGUGUUAGGACAAACUAAUAAAGCCCCACAUAUACCUGCUAAUGUUUUCGCCUAAAAAUGGCAUAAUCGGUAUUUUUCCAUGUUUAGUUGGCAUUUGUCCACAUCGCUUAGCCAAUCAUUAAUAAUUCGUUUUGAAUUUGGAUUGCCAUGGACAGUCCACUGAAGUGAAUUUGUCUCUCCAAUCAGAUCAGUCACCACAAACAGACUCUUUGCUCUUCAUGUAAAAAAAAAAAAUAGCUUUAAAUAUUCAGCAGUUAGACACCUUUAAUAAGAUGUUUAAAAAAAAGCAGCACCUAAAUGUAUUAAAAGUACAUUUACAUUAGCUAGCCUGCUAACAACCGAAACCUACAGCAUGCUACAUAGACGUGUUUGAGCCAACCUUGGUGUUUAGUUGGCGUUUAUACACUAGUUGUAAUCCUAUGUGGCAUCGCUGUUCUCACUAAUAUUUAAUCACUUUUAAAACAGCGUCCAAUAUGGAGUCAUUUUUGUGCUAAAUGUAUUAAAGCAACAAUCAAAAAAAGUCCUUUUGUUUACCUCAGAUGUUUAGCAUAUAAUUUUUUUUCUCUAAUGAUAACGAUUUCUGCAAGCUCUGACAAAGAUUGAGAAGUUUAACAUUUCUUUUUAUUCCCACUUAACCCUUAAACCUUAAACCCACUUAACCAGUCUUUAGUUUAAUUAUUUAUUAUUUUUAUAUUAUUAUUAUUGCUCAUUUUUCCUGAUGGUUUUUGAUUUGCAUAAAUCUGCUUACGUAAAUAUCUGCUCAGAUGAUCUGCUUCUAGGAGCAAGUAUUUUCACUUCCCUCUUCCGAGUCUAGAUUGACUGUAACCCUGUAAAUCUACCAAUCCUGGAAGUGUAAAACAUUAGCUAACAAGAGCUCUGGCAAAUUCUUUUCCUACUUUUUACUGCAUUAUUGUUUCUGUGGCAAAAUCUCAUCCGCCGAGACGUGUAUAACAGAUUCUCCACAUAAACAGAUUUUAGACAGUAAUCACUUAUAAGUUCUGUAUGAGGUGAUGUUUAUUUAACAUUUCUGGAAGGAGUGUCCAGUGUCAGCCUUUGUGCAACAGUCAGAGGUAGAGCAAUAACUAUAAUCCUUUUUCUUUUUUUGUCUUAACGGCACAAUGAAAUAGAUGAGGAACAUUUGUAACUAUGAACUUAUGAAAGAAACUAUCCUUAUAAAAUUAAUUUGCUGUUAUGCAAAAAGAAUGAAAUGCUUGCAGAUGAUGUUUUUUGGAUGUUGAUGGGGUGUUUAUAGGUUUCAGUACUAAAUACAUUUGCCACUAAAAUGACUCCAUAAUGGACCUUCUUCUUUUCAUCUAAAAAGGUUAAAUAAUUUGGGAGAGGUUAAUGCAGGUUACUAAUGAGGAAAUGAAAUGAACCGACAAAAAUGACAUGUACAUGAAAUCUGUUUUUUUUGUUGUUUUGUUGUUGUUUUUUUCUUUCCCUCUUCCCCCACGUUUGGUGUGUGAAGUGUAAAACUUUUAGCCAGUGCUUUAAGUGGUGCACUGGAGCUUGCAUUACUGACACGUAAUAUAAACUUCUAGUCAGCGCUUUGGCGUGGUGCAACAUGCACAGGGGAUUUAUGAUUUAUAGUUCAGUUUUGACUACAUCAUGGCUCUAACCAUUAUAAUGUAUUUCAUGUCUACUGUACACACAGCUAAUGAAUUUCGCUCUCUAUUACAUGAGAGCUGGUUACAUACAGCUGUGCCUGAUGUUAUGAAUGAAACAUUUCAUAACAUGAUCAAGUAAAACUGCAUAAACUACUGAAGAUGAAAGGGGAGUUAAGGAAUUGAAAUUCCAGAGAGAUUUGGUUGUGUCCCAAAUGCUAGGGAAAUUGAAAUGAAUGUGUGAUUUUGGGAUGCUGUAUAAAGAUCUAACCUGCCUGAUAAUUACCAUGAAUGCUCAUACACACCAGGAAGUCCUGUGAUUGAUAUUGACUAAUUGAUAUAAUCAGCAUUUGGGACAAAGUUGUUUUAUCUUUCAUGUUUUGCCAAUUCUGUUUUUUUUUCCUUCAUAUUUCACACAUGGACUGUUUUUCUUUCUUUACAAUAACAAUGUUUCUUCUUUGCAACACCACUACAGCAGGUUUUUGCGCUUUAGUCUUAAGUUUGUGUGUACUGAAAUUAAUUUAUUAUCAUUAUCAUCUAUUCUCUCCCUGUUUCUCAUAUUAUAUUGAAACAACAAAGUGCCACAGCCUGCUUGUUACACUACCAUUCACAGCUAACUAAAAUAUGGUGGAAUAAAACACAUCCACUAGUUACUCUGUGCUGCUACUCCCAUGCCCCCUGGUGGAGUAGUGAUGGAGUGAAUGAUCUAGUGAUGGUGGGAUAGAGGGAGGCAUUGAGGAAAUGAGUAAGUCAGUGAGGGAGCGAAUAAGUGAAUGAUGGAGAGGAAACCGGGAGAAUGAGGAAGUUGAUGAAGGAGUUAAUUGUUCAAGGAGCAAGUGCAUAAAGCAGGGGAUGCAUGAGAGAGAGAGUGGCAAAUGAAGCAAGUGAAUAAGUGGUGGAGGAAGUUUAGAUUGAGGUGGUGAAUGAUAGAGGAAGAUGAAUAAAUAAAUCUCUGCAUAUUCCUUCAAAAGAAGGGCCUGUAGGAGAACGUGUUCCUCACACCGACUACUGAAUGAGACACACUUUCUAUAAAGAGCACACAAAAUGCUGCUUUCCUUCACUUUUUAUCCUGCCUCCUCCUUCCCUUCCUCUCAAAGAUCACUUUUCUUAAACCUACCCCCAUAUCAUCUCACCCUCUACCUUUAAUCCAGAUGUAAAAUCAUCUUUAAUAUCUGAAGUUUAUGGCUCCAUUUCUGGUGCUAUGAGACUAAUGUUAACACGUAAUGGAAGUCAGUCUCAAUCAUAAUCUUUAUAGUGGAACCUCCUGAUAUAUGCACAAUACUUCAACCUGUAACUGUAUUCUGGAAUGUUUAUUUACAGUGGCCGCCAUAUUGGGCAAUUGAAGUUUACUAUCGCUCUGCCCACUUAGAUCCCACCUUCAAAGCAGUAAAAGUGAAGUGUUCCACUGUGAACUUAAAUGUGUAAAUACUCUACUAUAUACUCUCAAUGCUUUUACACUUUUGGUUUACUUUUAGAUAAUUUUGUGGAGGUUAAAUAUGUCAGUUUGGGUGUUUCUAUGCUGAAGACUGACUUCCAUUACUUGUUAGCUUCAUAAGCCUCGGCACUAUUGCAGGAAUCAAACACGUCUAGUAGGAUUGUCUGAACUGCUCCUCAAGUAUUGGCUCCUAGUUUUUUAAAUUCAGCAAGUAAUUUUCUGCCUCUCAGUAGCUAACUUAACGCUGUAAACACUGAUUGCUGCAGUGUGUGUGUGAGUGAGAGAGAGAGAGAGAGAGAGAGAGAGACAGCAAGAAAGAGCCAGAACAAUCUUUAGUGUUGACAGUAUUGUUGUGAGACAUAUGACAGACAUUAGACGCUAAAAAAAAGCACAUUUCUAAACUGAAGAUCACUUAAAAGUGCUGGACGCUUGAACAGAUUCAGUCCAAUCUGAAUCGGAUCCUUAUGAAGUGUUCAGUUUAUCUUUUACUCUUUUUUUCUGUCCUCAAUCUCUCUGUGGGAAGAAAAAAAAAUCUGAACAUGAUUUUUGCAUUUCACCUGAUUUCUAAGAGUGUGAGAGAAAUAAAAUUGGAUGUAAACCCCUGUGUAAAUCUGUAAAUGCUCAUAUUCAUGCACUAUAUUUUUAAGCUCUGUCCAUCGGUUGCCUUUUAUCUUUUUCUUUCUUUUUUUUUUCUGCCAUUUAAUAGUGUUUCCUCCUGAAAACGAAAAGCAGAUUUGCAUCAUUUUUUAUGAAGUGUGACUGCAUGUCCCUCACCAUGACAAGGUGUAGAUUAUUUGUCAUUAAUAAAAUAUGUUGAUAUGA
Hemibagrus wyckioides is the source of this 5012-nucleotide messenger RNA. It is a transcript of the gene ppp1r2, whose product is annotated as protein phosphatase 1, regulatory (inhibitor) subunit 2. Gene Ontology annotation, biological process: regulation of signal transduction. The coding region runs from base 263 to 871 and encodes 202 amino acids. Lineage: Eukaryota; Metazoa; Chordata; Actinopteri; Siluriformes; Bagridae. Gene Ontology annotation, molecular function: protein phosphatase inhibitor activity. The transcript is spliced from 6 exons. The record is from RefSeq and is a predicted model, not a curated record.